UACGAAAAAUCUUCUUAAAUUUGAAAAUGACAUUUACAUUUUACGUGUUAUACUAAUCUAUAAAACAUUCUUUAGAGUUUAAUUAAAAAAUACAAAAAUAAAAAUUUCCAUAAUUAUUAUGUCUUACCAAAGUAUUGUAAUUGAAAUCUUGUUUAAUUAAAUUUUUUAUUGAAUGAGGGGUACUAAGUUGUCUAAAAUUCGAGACCACAUAAUAAAAGAAGAUUCAGAAGUCUUAAGGAUUAGUCAAAGUGAAAACGAAAAAUAUUAAAAAAAUAUAAUUUCGUGAAGUUUUCAUUAAAUCAUUACCUAAUUAUCGCAUUAAACAAGUGUAUUAUUAUCCGAUGUGUCUUCUACAAGUGUUUUUUCUAGUUACACAAUUUCCUUUUGUAAUGAAUGAAGUAAUAUCAUAAUCAUUUUCAAAAAUUUUAUACGAGAUUUAUCUAAACACUUCGUAUUGUCGAUAGUUUUUUAAAUAUUUAAUUAUAUUAUUGAAGCAAUUGCUAUCUAUAAUCAUAUUAUAAAGCACUAAACGAUGCCCCUAUUUGGAAAAUCUCAAAAAGGACCAGCAGAUGUUGUGAAGGCUCUAAAAGAAGCAGUAAAUUCACUUGAAAAGGGUGACAAAAAAGCGGAGAAAGCUCAAGAAGAUGUAUCUAAGAAUCUAGUUCUUAUAAAGAACAUGCUGUAUGGUACAUCUGAUGCUGAACCGCAGGCAGAUAUUAUUGUAGCGCAAUUAGCUCAAGAAUUAUACAAUAGUAAUUUGUUGUUAUUGUUAAUACAAAAUCUAAACAGGAUCGAUUUUGAGGGAAAGAAGGAUGUAGCCCAAGUAUUUAAUAAUAUAUUACGGAGACAGAUUGGAACUAGAUCGCCUACUGUCGAAUAUAUUUGUACUAAACCAGAAAUUUUGUUUACAUUAAUGACUGGGUACGAACAUCAAGAAAUAGCAUUAAAUUGUGGUACCAUGUUACGUGAAUGUGCUAGAUAUGAAGCUUUGGCUAAAAUAAUGUUAUAUUCGGACGAUUUUUAUAACUUUUUUCGAUAUGUGGAAGUAUCUACUUUUGAUAUAGCAUCCGAUGCAUUUUCUACGUUUAAGGAAUUGUUAACCAGACAUAAAAUCCUAUGCGCUGAUUUCUUAGAAAUGAAUUACGAUAAGGUUUUUAGUCAUUAUCAGAGACUUCUUAAUUCUGAGAAUUACGUAACGCGCCGUCAGAGUUUGAAACUUCUUGGAGAAUUAUUAUUGGAUAGACACAAUUUUACGGUAAUGACAAGGUAUAUUUCGAAUCCAGACAAUCUAAAAUUGAUGAUGAAUAUGUUGAAAGAGAGAUCCAGAAAUAUACAGUUCGAAGCUUUCCAUGUAUUCAAGGUGUUUGUAGCUAAUCCUAAUAAACCGAAACCGAUAUUAGACAUUUUAUUACGUAAUCAAGAAAAACUCGUUGAAUUUCUUAUGCGAUUUCACACGGAUCGAGCGGAAGAUGAACAAUUUAACGACGAAAAGGCGUACCUCAUAAGACAAAUUAAGGAGUUGAAACCGAUAGCGGGACAUUAAAUCAAUUCGUAUUCUAUUGCUACCAAUUAUAAUUUGCAAACGUCAAUCUAGGUAUAUCAUUAUUUAUAUAUAGAAAAAAUUGUCUCCACAAUUAUUACUCUUAAAUUCUUCAAGAUUAUUGAAUUAAAAGGAUCCUCAAUUUUUUUGUAGUACCGCUAGAACCUCGGAUUGGGCCUUGUCUUACAACCAUCGCUUUCGGUAUUUUCACUUGGAGUACCAAGUUGUAAUCUUAGAUCAAACGUGAAAUUAUCGUUUUAAGCCUCUUUUUCCUGUUUAUAUUGACUUUACUGAGUUAUCCAAACACUAUCGGCUCUAAUUUUCUCUAUUUCUUUCAUAAAAGACUCCUGGAAGGAUAAGAAUUUUGUAUAUUGCAUUUUAGUAAUAUGGUCUUCUUCUAUAGACUUAGGUUUACUUAAAAUACCAUGAAUCCAGUUUUUUUUUUCACUCUCUUAUGGAUAUUGGGGUAAUAAUUAGAUGUGCUACAUCAAAAAGGUACCACGUAGAAACCUGCACCUACUAACUCGACAGUUUUAUAAGUAAUUUCUGAUGAUUAAUUGUAUUUUGAGUUAUUUUAUAAAAUUUUUUUCAUAUUUGGCAGAUUCGUAAAAUGAAAAAGUUUUAAAUUAUUAAAUAAAGAAGUUGGUUGUGUCGGAUGCCUUUUUGAGGUACUUGAAAUAUUUUUAUAUGUAUUGUAAUAAAUGAUGCGAGACAAUUUGGUUUUUAUAGGACGCAAAUUUGUAUGAAAUUAUUUAAAUAUGAAAACCUUUGAACGCAAUCGUUAGAAAGGCAGCAAACUUUUCGAAGAACCCUUUAGAUGUUUUUUUUUCGCUCUGUUGUUUGGGAAUUUUGGGUAAUUUUAUCAAUUAAUUUUUAUACAUCAAAAUUAGGAGUUUUAUAAUUAUUAUAUGUUCAUAUUUAGUCAACAAUAAACUUAUUGAAAGA
Diorhabda carinulata is the source of this 2485-nucleotide messenger RNA. It is a transcript of the gene Mo25, whose product is annotated as protein Mo25. The transcript is spliced from 6 exons. Lineage: Eukaryota; Metazoa; Arthropoda; Insecta; Coleoptera; Chrysomelidae. Gene Ontology annotation, molecular function: protein serine/threonine kinase activator activity. Bases 533 to 1543 code for a protein of 336 amino acids. The record is from RefSeq and is a predicted model, not a curated record. Gene Ontology annotation, biological process: intracellular signal transduction.